Molecule: messenger RNA, 1643 nt
Organism: Folsomia candida
Lineage: Eukaryota; Metazoa; Arthropoda; Collembola; Entomobryomorpha; Isotomidae
Exons: 1
Coding region: 38-1057 (339 amino acids)
Biological process (GO): DNA integration
Molecular function (GO): nucleic acid binding
Source: RefSeq, a predicted model, not a curated record
AGAACAUCUCAACCACUUCCAUGCUGGUCCACAACUCAUGAUGUCCAUAAUUCAUCGCCAAUUCUGGAUUAUCCGUGCGAAGGAUGUAAUUCGCCAAUUUGUUAAGAAAUGUGUCACCUGUGCUCGCCACAAGCCAGUCACCCUUCAACCAAUGAUGGGAGACCUCCCUUCCUUCCGCGUGACCCCAAGUCGUCCGUUCCAGAAAACCGGGGUCGACUAUGCAGGUCCCUUCCUAAUCAAACCAAUCCAACCAAGAAGCACUACAACAAUCAAAGCCUACCUUGCCCUCUUCAUAUGCUGCUGUACCCGUGCAGUUCACUUGGAAAUUGUCAGCUCCCUGUCAACUGACGCAUUCCUGGCAGCACUCUGGCGCUUUGUGUCGCGACGUGGACUUCCCUCCGACAUGUACAGCGAUUGUGGCACCAACUUCGUUGGAGCCGACCGAGAACUCAAGGAGAUGCUGACCUUGGUCUUGUCUGCAAAACACAACCAAACCAUAGCCGACCAAAUCUCAACCAGAGGGAUUCUAUGGCACUUCAGUGUACCAGCAAGUCUUCACUUCGGCGGCCUAUGGGAAGCAGGAGUCAAGAGUGUCAAGUUUCACUUAAAACGAGUGAUUGGAUCUCAACGCCUCACAUUCGAAGAACUUACGACAACAAGUGCGAGAAUCGAAGCAAUACUCAACUCCCGUCCCCUUUGUCCUGAAUCGAGCGAUCCCAGUGAUCUCACUACGUUAACCCCCGGACAUUUCCUUAUUGGUACCGCUCUCACCUCCAUCCCUGAACCACAUCUCCAAGAUUUGCAAAUAAGUCGCCUCUCCCGAUGGCAACUCCUCCAGAGAAUAACUCAAGAUUUCUGGAAGCGGUGGUCCUCCGAAUAUCUCACCAGAAUGCAACAACGACCUAAAUGGAUCUACGGUGACCACAAGAUAUCAAUUGGUGACCUAGUCCUCAUCAAACAUGAAAAUUUAUCCCCCAUGCAAUGGCAACUCGGACGAAUCACGCAACUCCACCCUGGACCAGACUUCCGUUGUGAAGACAGCAACCGGAGAACUUAAGCGUCCCUUGGUGAAGUUGUCCCCACUUCCCAUCACUUCCGCAUCGGAUCAAGCCGUCUCAUCCACACCACAAUAAAAUUGAAAAUUGGCAUUUCAAGGCCGGCGGAAUGUUUCGUCUUAACAUGAUUAAUGCAUUAUGAAUUUGACUUAUUAUUUGUAUGUAUUUUAACUUAUGAUUUCUUAUGCAUUUUACUUUAUGAUGAUUGAACUAAUCUCAAUUCCAUGAUUUGACUAAUAUAAUUAGCUAUCUUUUUAUGUAAACUUACCUUUUUCCUCUUUACUCAAGUCAGUAUAUGUACGUUACACAAGAAUUGUGUCUCAAGUCGCCAGUUUGUCGCUGGACUUUUGAAUGUAUAAUAUCGUUUAUCAGUUCAUUGUCGUGUCCUUUAAAGUUCAAAUAUUUUCCUCUCUUUGCGUUCCUUCUCUACAUUUCUAUUGGUUAACUGACUAUUUAAGUGUGACGUACAUAAACUUAUAAAUACACCUCGAACUCAAGUUCACCUUGUCAGUCGCUCAGUAUCAUUCGGUCAUUUUCCAUGUAAUAAGUAUUUCUAAACGUAGUAAAUUAUCUGACCUAAGAAAGUAA